Messenger RNA from Parnassius apollo (apollo), 2610 nucleotides. NCBI's taxonomy places the organism in Eukaryota, Metazoa, Arthropoda, Insecta, Lepidoptera, Papilionidae. The record is from the annotation of a GenBank genome assembly.
AUGAAAAGCCCAAUUUGGUCAGCAAUCUGCGUAGACGUGACCGGCGGUACCGACCGUCCGUUCAUCAUCACAUUCAAGCCUUACUCCAGCGGCGACGCACCAGUCCGCAUAGAGAACCUCUGCGAUGACUUGUUCCUCAAGCUGCACCAGGUGGACUCUGGACAGGUGGCUCUUCUCAGCCCAUACCAGUCCAUGCUGUACACGUGGGACGACCCAGCUAAAGAGAGGAAGUUGCUGUGGAACAUAUACAACAAUAAAGGGAAAGGAUUUAUUGCCGAUUUUUCGCAAGAUGGUUACGGCGAGGAAAAAGUUAGUUUUCAUUCAGUAAAGCAUUCGACCUUGGUUGCGACAAGUAGUGUGACUUCAAAAUUGUCUUCUACCCUCAAACGUUUGACACCAAAGUCUCCCGAACCAUGCACAUCUAGCAGCGAUGACUCUGACAGUUUCGAGUUACCUGAAAACCUCGCCAGAUCGAAAAAGAUGAGAAAAGAUAAGGUGAUCGUCUACUGGAUUUCAUACAUGAACGGGUACCAAAGAUGCUUCGCUCUCGCUCAAGACGAGAAGAUUGCACAACAAUAUAGAAUGUUAAUCGAUUCAGAACGUAGUAAUUAUGAGGUUUAUUUGUCCCUCGCUAGUGUUAGUUUAUCGGUUUGUGUGCAAACUGGGAUUGGUGUAAAGGAAUUGGCUUAUGUAAGUGUAACGGAUUCAUUACCACGCUGGGAAGUCAACGUUAGUAACAAAUGGAAACAACUUGCUCCAGAUUUGUGUGCUUGGAUAGAGGACAAGUAUCAAACGGAGCAAAAGAAGUGCAAUCUGAAAGAUUACGUUCACAUAGAUUUGGAGAAAAUGCACAUGACGAAGCCGUUCUUUUCAGAAUUGAGACGCACGUACAACCCUGGCGUUUGGAUGCAAUUACGCAAAUCUGACACUCAUUCGUACUGUCACCUCAAACUGAAUCGGCUGCAAAUAGACAAUCAGCUGCAUGAAGCUGUGUUCCCCAGCGUACUGUACCCAGCUCCGUUGCCAGCUCAUUUGAAACCAAAAGAUGUGAAACCCUGUAUCGAAUUUGUGGCUUUGAAGCAAUAUGUGCCCACUUUGAACCAAGAUAUCUACAAAUACGUAAAGAUACUGGUUCAGGAGUUUAGUUUGAACUUAGAUAGAGGCUUUGUCAACUACGUAUUCGAUAUACUGAACCACUGGAAGGUGGAAGAGAAGCCAGCUGUGAGAUUGCGUGCCGACUUGGCUUUAGUUCAUAUGCCAUUAACAAUAAUGGCCAUUAAAAGUCAAACAAGUGCACAGAGAAACGUGAUCUUUGAAUUUGUUCACCUCUCUCCAUUGAAACUGAUUCUUAGUCUCUCCUCUCGAGGGUAUGCAGACAGCACCAGUAGCCCACGUCGAUCGCAUCAUGGAAAUCAGAAGGAGAACCGACCUAAACUUUUCAAUAGCGAUUUAUUGGAGUACUUAUUUAACUCUUGGGGCUCAUCGCUCUGUGAUAUGAAGGAUGUUGUGAUAAGAAUGUCUUAUUUGGAGUUAAGGAAUGCUCCCAUCACUAUCUCAGCACUCCUGGACGCAGCGUCCCGCCACUACUGGAUGCAGCUGGUGCAACAGUUCUAUGUCCUCGUGUUGGGUCUGGAUAUCCUCGGCAAUCCGUACAGCUACAUCGGGGACUUCUCUAAAAGUCUAAAGCAAUAUUAUGAACCCUAUUUGGGAAGUGCGUGCGGUCGACGAGUGUCGAGCGGGCGACGGACGCUCGGGGCUCUCGCCGCCUGCCUCGGGGACGCCAGCGCAGCGCUAGUGGACAAAGCACCAAGAACACGUCCUGUACGGAAGAGACCUGGUGAAGAAGGCCUCAUCGUUGACAACUUGCCGGAGUCUGUGCUGGAGGCUAACCGACGGAAUCCCAGCAGUGUGGCCCUCGCCGUUACCGGUCUUGUCGCCAGGCCAACGAUCGAGUACGAAGUACUUACCAUGAACUCAUACACAUUUUCUUAUUUCCUUCUACGUCUGUGCGUUUGGUGUGGACCAGUAGACGAGGACUGUGCUAUUGUGAAACACAUAUGUCGCGAAGCUGCACGUGCAGCUCUUUCGCCACAACUUGGCGUGGACAGUGCAGAAGCGGCGUUGCGGGCAUUUGUAGAACGUACUGGUGGUCGAUUAGUUGCACGUCGUCGUUUGCCACGUCAUUGUCCUACCACAGAGGGUCUUCGACCAUAUAACGCGUCAGCAGCACGAGGUGCGGCCUUAUUAACCCAGUUGUCACGUGGCCACUACGCUGACACAGAUGGAUAUGUAGCCCACGUACAUCUCGCUCGUACUUCACUUACUACUCUACUUGUUACUACGCAACACAUAUUCCUCGUUCGAGCCGGUGGGAGCAGUAACUCUUGGCACAUUGAAUGGGUGGUGAAACUUGACGAUCUUAUUGGAUUACCUAUAGUGGAAGGGAAUAAGCUAAUUCUGAAUAUUAAACAGGAUGAAAUGGUUAAUUACUUCUCAAAUGACGAAAAAGUAAUCGAGAUUGCUGACCCUGAAGUAUUGUUAUGGCUUCAAUCCAAGAUCGAAUGUGCGCUUAUACAUGCAUUGGAAGAUAAACGUUGCCCAUCGGAAUAA